AUGGCGGCCAGCACCAAUGUGUUUAAGCGUUUACCGACAUGCGUCUUACCAGAAAAGUAUCAUGUAGAUUAUGUGCUCAUUGACCUGCUUCAAUUCCGCUUUGAAGGCUCUGAGCGCGUCAUACUACAAGUAAACGAAGAAACAUGUGUCAUUACCUGUCACGCUGUAGAGCUCUACGUGUUUGACGUUUCAGUAGAGGAUGCCACGUCUUUAUGGAAGAAACAACAAGCUCAACAAAUAGAGUAUCGGAUUAAGGACGACUCUGUAUCGUUUCACUUUGCCAAGCCACUGGCUGCAGGCUCCAAAGUGACACUCCAUCUCAAGUUUCAUGGCUUUUUAAAUGACCAGUUGAGAGGAUUCUACCGCACCGAGUAUGAGAAUGAAGAAGAGAGACGUGUACUUGCAGUCACGCAGUUUGAAGCGUGUGAUGCUCGUCGUGCCUUUGUAUGUUGGGAUGAACCAGCACUUAAAGCUACGUUUGAGAUCUCAAUGGUUACGGAGACAGACCUUGUCGCACUGUCGAAUACUCACGUUGUGGAGACCCUUGUGAGACCAAAGAAGAAUGCGCAUAUUCGCAAGAAAACGCGCUCAGGUGUUCGCGGUACAAUGGAAAAAGUCUGGAAGUUUGCAGAAUCUCCAGUCAUGUCGACGUAUCUGGUGGCGAUGGUAGUGGGAGAGUUUGACAUGAUCUCUGAUCUGACCAAGGAAGGGGUAGUGGUGAAUGUAUACACGGCGCCAGGACAAAGUGCGCGAGGACGCUUUGCACUCGGUGUGGCAACCAAGGCUUUAUCGUUUUUUACGAAAAGUUUCGGCAUUCCGUAUCCACUGAAAAAGCUGGACAUGGUGGCCAUCCCAGACUUUUUGGGUGCUAUGGAGAACUGGGGGCUUGUGACGUACACGGAGACGUUCUUACUGGUCGACCGGAAACUUAGUAGUCAUGAGAUUAAGGCCGACGCUGCACGCACUGUUUGUCACGAGCUGUCGCAUCAGUGGUUUGGUAACCUUGUAACAAUGGACUGGUGGACAGGCCUCUGGCUCAAUGAGGGCUUCGCCCAGUUCAUGGAAUUCGAUGCUGCAGACCAUAUUUUUCCGGAGUGGAAGCUAUGGGAGACUUUUGUGCAAGAUGUCAUGCUUGGGUCGGCGUUCGUGAAGGAUGCCAUGGUGUCUUCGCACCCAAUCGAGAUGAUAGUGAACCACCCUAAUGAGGUAGAUGAAAUCUUUGAUGCUAUUUCGUACCACAAAGGAUCAAGUGUGGUGCGCAUGCUAUCGGAAUAUCUCAGCCGUGACGUUUUUUAUCGCGGGGUGCAUGACUACCUUGUGAAGUAUAGCUACAAAAACACCGUGACAGAGAAUUUGUGGGAGGAACUCGAGAAAGCAUCAGGCGAAAAGUUGAAAGACAUGGCAAAUUCAUGGACUAAGCAGGUGGGCUUUCCGUUGGUUACGGUGACGGAGAAUGCUGAUGGUACAUGCACACUCGUUCAGGAGCGUUUCUUCGCGGACACGAGCAUGAACAGCACUGACAAUACGGUCUGGGAUAUCCCACUGACGCUUUGCGCAUCGGACAACCCCAACGCUGUUAAGCGCCUUGGGAUUUGGAACGCUAAGACGUCGUCUCUACAGACUUUGACGACAACCACAACGCCGCUAGCAGCUGGUGAUGAUAUUAACAAGCAAAUCCAAGUACCACCAGGGCUUAACGGCUGGAUCAAGCUGAACCCUCGCCAGGCAAGCUACUACCUCGUGAACUAUUCUCCGGCUUUGUGGAAUCGUCUCAAAAUUCCUGUGAAGGAACAACUUCUUGGUGUCCCAGAUCGUGUAAGCCUCUUAAACUCCGUGUUUGCGUUUGCUCGGGCUGGUGUGCUGAGCUUGCCCGUUGCUUUGGACUUUACAAACGCAUAUGUUGACGAAUCUGCUUCCCUGUGUUGGAAAGAGAUUUCGCGCAACAUGGGAUAUUACUCUAAUUUGUUUCGUGAAGAACCAUUUUACCCUGAGUUUCAGCAGUAUAUUCGCACUUUGUUUGCACACGUGAUGAGGCGAUUGGGUUGGGAUGCUGACUUGUCUACGCAAGUUGACGCUGAUGAGGGUGAGUUUCGUAAGACAGUCAUCUACCGGUUGGGUCUUGCCAAUGACCAAGAUGUGAUCAGGGAAGCAAGGAAACGCUUCCACGAGUAUAUUGGUGGCAAUCCGGCUGCACUUUCCGGCGACCUCCGUGGUUCUGUUUUUAACAUUGAAGUUACAUACGGGGACGCGUCCACUGCCAAACUGCUGCAGGACUUGCACAACAAGAGUGACUUUGCUGAGGAACAUAAUGACUGCCUCAGCGCUAUGGGAUCAGUAGCUGGUGCAGCCUCAAAACUUCAAGUCUUAGAAUGGGCAGUGGAGAAUGUUCGAUCCCAGAACAUUCAUUACCCAUUUAUCAGUGUAGCUUGUGACAAGAUUGGAGUCCAAGUGGCGUGGCAUAAAGCGAUGGCUGCAGAGGUGGAAGCCUUCAUGGUUGGCAAGGACACAUCGGGGUACAAGCGUCGUAUGGAUGUCGCUAUAGAAGAAGUUCAUCUCAAGAAUGCUGCGUUUUGCCGCGGCCGUGAGGCCUUGGAAAAGUGGCUGAAGGAGCGUCUUCUGUCCGCAGCUCUAUCCUUGACAUCGGCCGUACCACAAGACGCACCAGAUAUUGCAGUGAAAGGAUCGGACUCGUCGACAUUGUCAUCAUUACCAAUUCCAAGAAUCUACCUCCUUGUAACAACGCAACUAGACUAUCAGGUCAGCAGACUACAUUACAAAGGUUCAAAUAAGUUCAUCUGGAAGUGA
Peronospora belbahrii is the source of this 2805-nucleotide messenger RNA. The record is from the annotation of a GenBank genome assembly. Lineage: Eukaryota; Oomycota; Peronosporomycetes; Peronosporales; Peronosporaceae.